ACAUUAAAAUUAAAAUAAUUUAAAAUUACUUUCUAUUUAUAAUUUAUAAGAAAUAAUGGUAAACGAAGCAUUUAAAUCUGGAAUAUGGGCAGCUAUAGGAAGCACUUUAGGAAAACUAUCAGGCAAUAAUUCAGUCGUUGGUGAAAGCUAUGUGAUAUGGGCACUUUUAUUGGUGUUGAUGAUUGUGGCAAAUACAUGGGGUUGCCGACACUACCUGCGCUCUUUAGACGAAGCCACCAAUUCCGUAGCACCAACUGUUAUAUCUGCUGCCUCUAGUUAUAUUCUAUCAGGCUUAAUAGGAGUUACGAUCUUCCGUGAAGCCGCAUCAAUAAGAUGGUGGAUUGGGUCUAUUUUAAUCAUAACAGGAUUGUCACUAGUUGCCAGACCAAGAACUUCUAAGAAGAGAGCAGAGUGACUAAAGAUAUUGAUGGAGCUAUAAAUACACCUUGGGACCUGAAUACUAUGUUGAUAAGAAGAAAUAUAGAUUAAGGUUUACUAA
Messenger RNA from Aricia agestis (brown argus), 499 nucleotides. RefSeq lists its product as uncharacterized. The transcript has 3 exons. The record is from RefSeq and is a predicted model, not a curated record. Bases 56 to 415 code for a protein of 119 amino acids. NCBI's taxonomy places the organism in Eukaryota, Metazoa, Arthropoda, Insecta, Lepidoptera, Lycaenidae.